AUGACGUUGCGCAAAACCGAUAAGCAAGCACGUGACAUUCCUACUCAGGCAGGCGGUCAACACAUAUCGAAUCUUUUUUUUUUCUUCGGGGUCAAACACCCGCUGCAUAGCCUCGAAGACCAACCACUUUUUUCGGUUGCCAAUUUCUUGCCCAUCAUGUCUGACGAAAUUGUCUGGCAAGUGAUCAACCAGCAGUUCUGCUCCUACAAGCUCAAAACAACCAAAGAUCAGAACUUCUGCCGCAAUGAAUACAACGUCAGCGGUCUGUGCAAUCGCCAGUCCUGCCCAUUGGCCAACUCGCGAUAUGCGACAGUGCGAACCGACCCCGAAACAGGCGUCAUGUAUCUUUACAUGAAGACCGUCGAACGAGCCCAUAUGCCCAGCAAAUGGUGGGAACGUGUGCGCCUCUCCUCCAACUACGCCAAAGCCCUCGAGCAGGUCGAUGAGCGCCUCAUCUACUGGCCCAAGUUCUUGACCCACAAGUGCAAGCAGCGUCUCACCCGCCUGACGCAGGUCAACAUUCGCAUGAAGAACAUCGCUAAGGAGGAUGAGCGCCUCGGAGAGAAGGUUGUUCCCAAGCUGGCGCCGAAGGUCCGCCGUCGUGAGGAGACUCGUGAGCGCAAGGCCGAGUCCGCCGCUAAGGUCGAGAGAGCCAUUGAGCGCGAGCUUAUCGAGCGUCUGCGCAGUGGUGCUUACGGUGAUCGGCCGCUCAACGUUGAGGAGGGUAUCUGGAAGAAGGUCCUCCGCGGUCUUGAGCGUGCCGGUGACGGUGAGCGUGAUGUGGAUAUGGAUGAUGGUGAAGAGUAUGAGGAUGAGGAGGAAGAGGGUGUUGGCGAGGUCGAGUAUGUUAGCGACCUCGACGAGGAGGAGGACCUCGAGGAUAUGGAGGAUUGGCUGGGUGUUGACUCAGCUGAUGACUCCAGCGACUACGACGAUGAGAGCGAUGAGGAUGAGGACAGCGAGGACGAUGAAGUUCCUAGCGAGGAUGAGAAGAAGCCCAAGCCUAGUACCAAGCGGAAGCACGCCGCUCCCCAGGCGAAGCCUCGCAAGAAGGGCCCCCGCAUUGAGAUCGAGUACGAGACCGAGAGUGCUGGCAAGGACCAGCUCAUGGCAUGA
Molecule: messenger RNA, 1116 nt
Organism: Penicillium paradoxum
Lineage: Eukaryota; Fungi; Ascomycota; Eurotiomycetes; Eurotiales; Aspergillaceae
Product: ribosome biosynthesis protein MAK16
Exons: 2
Coding region: 1-1116 (371 amino acids)
Biological process (GO): maturation of LSU-rRNA; maturation of 5.8S rRNA
Cellular component (GO): nucleolus; preribosome, large subunit precursor
Source: RefSeq, a predicted model, not a curated record